Molecule: messenger RNA, 894 nt
Organism: Nerophis lumbriciformis (worm pipefish)
Lineage: Eukaryota; Metazoa; Chordata; Actinopteri; Syngnathiformes; Syngnathidae
Source: RefSeq, a predicted model, not a curated record
UCUAGGAAAAUGGCAAAGGAUGGAGAAAAAGGCGAGUGGAGUGAGUAUAUAUGGAACCCGAGGACGAGGGAGUUUCUGGGCAGGACAGCCAGCAGCUGGGGUCUCAUCCUUCUCUUCUAUGUAGUUUUCUACAUCUUCCUGGCCGGCCUAUUUGCGCUCACCAUGUACGUCAUGCUGCAGACUUUGGAUGACCACAAGCCAACCUGGCAGGACCGGCUCACUACGCCAGGGAUGGUGAUUAGACCCAAAGCCGAUGAGACUUUUGAGAUUAUCUAUAACAUCCAGAAAACCGAAAGCUGGGAUCUGUACGCUCAAGCCCUGGACAAGUUCCUGGAACCCUACAACAGCAGCAUCCAGGACCAGAAAAACGACGAAUGCAUACCAGACCAGUACUUCCUGCAGGAGGACAGCGUCGAUGUAAAGAACAACCCCAAGCGUUCCUGUCAAUUCAAACGUAACGUUCUGCAGGACUGCUCAGGACUCAAUGACCGUUACUACGGAUACCAGGACGGCAAGCCGUGCAUCAUUAUCAAGAUGAAUCGGGUGAUUGGAAUGUUGCCAGGAAAGGAUGGACAGGCUCCCUUCAUCACCUGUGGUGCAAAGAGGUACAAAGUUGGAAAAAAUGAAUGGAGAGAAGACACUGACAAAAUUGGAGAAAUGGUUUACUUUCCUGCCAAUGGCACCUUCAACCUUAUGUACUACCCUUACUAUGGCAAGAAAGCUCAGGUGAACUAUUCCCAGCCUUUGGUUGCCGUCAAGUUCCUUAACAUCACCGUCAAUGAAGACGUCAACAUCGAGUGCAAGAUCAACGCCAACAACAUUCCCGCCGGAAGCGAAAGAGACAAGUUUGCCGGUCGAGUGUCUUUCAAGCUGAGGAUCAACACCAUUAACUAG